Menidia menidia (Atlantic silverside) is the source of this 1675-nucleotide messenger RNA. The record is from the annotation of a GenBank genome assembly. NCBI's taxonomy places the organism in Eukaryota, Metazoa, Chordata, Actinopteri, Atheriniformes, Atherinopsidae.
CCGUAUGGUUAUUGUUCCCAUUGAUGACAGAAGUCUGACGAGGAGACACUUCAAUGGUCUCUGGAUCUAAAUAAUUUGCUUUGGCACAAUGAAACCAUGGAGAAGACUAACUUUAUUUCUCUUAUUUCUGUUCGUCAUUGUCAUGCCAACCUGUCGGUGUGCUCAUACAAAGUACGCCCAGAGGCUCCUGACUGAUCUGAUGGCCAACUAUACCAGUGCCCUGAGGCCUGUGGAGGACACAAACACCAUCCUGAAUGUAACCCUUCAGGUCACUCUGUCACAGAUAAUCGACAUGGAUGAGCGAAACCAAAUUUUGACUGCUUAUUUGUGGAUUCGGCAAGUUUGGUAUGAUGCUCACCUCAAAUGGAAGAAAGAAGAUUAUGAUGGACUAGAUACCAUUCGCAUACCUGGUAGUUACGUAUGGAGACCUGAUAUAGUUCUAUAUAACAGUGCUGAUAAUCAUUUCACCGGUCCUAUGGACACCAAUGUGGUAAUCCGGCACGAUGGCCAGAUGAUGUGGGAUUCCCCCGCUAUCACCAAGAGCUCCUGCAAAGUGGACGUGUCUUUCUUCCCGUUCGACGGUCAGCAAUGCAGGUUCACCUACGGCUCCUGGACCUACAACGGAAAUCAGCUGGACAUCCUGAAUGCCAUGGACAGCGCUGACCUGGCCGACCUGGUGGAAAAUGUGGAGUGGGAGGUGCUCGGCAUGCCGGCUGAGAGGAACAUCAUCGUGUACGGCUGUUGUGCCGACCCAUACCCGGAUAUCACCUACACGCUGAAACUCCAGAGGAGAGCUUCCUUCUAUGUUUUCAACUUGCUCAUACCAUGCGUGAUGAUCUCUUUCUUGGCGCCGUUGGGCUUCUACCUGCCGGCAGAUUCUGGAGAGAAGGUUUCUUUGGGCGUCACUGUGAUGCUGGCCCUCACCGUCUUUCAGUUACUGGUUGCGGAGAUCAUGCCACCCUCUGAGAAUGUCCCACUUAUCGGGAAAUAUUACAUAGCAACCAUGACCAUGAUCACAGCUUCUACCGCUCUGACCAUAUUCAUCAUGAAUAUUCACCACUGCGGCCCAGAUGCCAAGCCUGUCCCCCAGUGGGCCAAAACGGUCAUCCUGCAGUACAUGGCCAGGAUAUGCUUUUGGGCGAAAACUGCAUGUCACCGCAGCCAGAGAAACAGGAGCCCCCCCCCCCCGAAAAACACCAACUGCGCCAUGAAUGGACAAGCGGGACAAGCCAGAGAGGACGGUUUCUUCAAAAUGGAAAGAGGACAGGAGACAGUGAGUUCCACCAUCACAGAGGAGAAAGAAGAAGUGGAUCCGAUGAAGAGUCCCUUGGGCUCAGUCGGGAGGAACCCGACCAAUCAGUACACCAGCUGGAGGCAUGGUGUGUUCAUGAGCAUGGAGUGUGGGGAUUCAGAAGCUUCAAAGAGAUGCAGAAAGGGAGGAGUGAGCGAUGGAGACGGAAAAGAUGCGGAGAUUUCAUUCAGCACUCAGAGCAAUGAAGGGCAGCUGCUGCUGCGAAACAUCGAGUACAUAGCCAACUGUUACAAAGACCAGAGGGCCACACAGAAAAGAACUGGGGAAUGGAAGAAGGUGGCCAAAGUUUUAGAUCGUUUCUUCAUGUGGAUAUUCUUCAUCAUGGUGUUUUUCAUGAGUCUUCUUAUUAUGGGCAAAGUCAUC